AUGAAUCCGAAUAAAAUACUGACAGAAUGGAAGGACUAUAAACGAAAAGGCCAUCCAGCUGGAGAAUGGACUAGGUUCCGGGAAUGGUUAUGGCAGGAGAUAGAACCAAUAUUACAAGAGUUUAUUGCAUACAUGCAACAGAAGGACAUGUGGGACGUUUACGGGAGCAACUGCAACAACCAUUUUUAUUACCACAGUGGAACAGGGUAUGAGCACCACGUUAAGUGGCCCGGUACCAAGGUUAUGUGCAAAAUUAUGUCCACAGCACUAUUCUUCCUAACCGACACCAAUGGGUUACUAGAUUUUACGCGCGACGCGGAUGAGCCAGUACAAAAAUUAAGACAACUUAUAGGGUGCACAAUUGUAAAUGUGUUUAUGCAUAUACUGGAGGCGACCGUAUGUGAGGGACACUGGGGGCUAGAGUAUGCCUGGUACGUCAUGAGGGAGAAGAUGGAGGGGACGCCGACCAACAUUAUAAAAAGGAAGGAAUGUGUCGAAGGGUUCAUAGACAACGUUAACCUUGGGAGUUGGAGUAUGAAGGCAAAAAUUAAGGAGUGGAUACAGAAGAACACGGACUUACGUACUUGGGCCCAGGAUACAGAAAUUAAAAGGAUGUGCCCAACUGCCCCAGAAAAGAGUACAGAGGCGCAGAGAACAGGGAAGGGAGAGGGUAAAUGGCAGGAGGGGGGGCCAAGUACAGACACAUAUGGAGAACAGGAAGUAAGGGCACACAUGGAGACAGGACUCAAACGCGUCAUAGGAAGCGGCAUGCACGAGAUAAUGACAAAGGUGGGUGAACAGUUGGAAGCAGGAAGCAAGCCACCGAACACUGGACAACCGGGUACAGGAGCAAGGAAGCCAGGAUCGGGGACACACGCAGCUGCGGGACCCAAUGCGCCACCCACGACACCAGGAGGAGCACAACAGGACAGCAAGAAGGACACAAUAAGUGAAGAGGACAACACGCAUGCAAAGGAUAAACCAGGCAACACGGAGGGAGCACCAGCACAAGGGAAAACGGCAGAUGGAGCAGAUACGAAGACACCAAAGGACAAGAAGAGUGAUUCUGGAUCCUCGGGACUUGAGGGAACAGGGGGCGCAAGAGCAGGGUCAACGAAAGCAAAGGACACUAACAGCCCCAACGCAGCAGGAUCCGAUGAUGAAGGCACGGGCGCCACACAACCAGGACCACAACCACCACCACAAGCACCUGCAUCCCCAGUACCAUCAUCGCCACCAGCAUCGAUCACUCCCCAGGCAGAACCAGCACCAGCAGGCGGAUCUGCCGGUACAGGCAGUACAGGUAAUAUCGGAUGUCACGACAGCGGCGUCACAUCCUCCAGUGUAUCUGUUACCUGUGGUACAUAUACUGCUCCGGGCUUGGAAGCCCCUCGUAUUCCUCCGGGUGUUGCGGUCAUAGAUGAGGAUGCUAACACCGGCCCAGGUACUGGUGACACUAAAGACGUGACGGCACCGGACCACAAAAACGGAGUAUCACAGUCUCCAGAACUGACACCAGGACCUGGGCCAUCACCUGCAUCUCCCGAGGCACAGCCGGCACUGCCGGCACCACCGGAAACACCAGUAGAAACAACCACUACCACGUCCACGCAGACACCGUCUGCAGCGGAACCCGGGGCACCGGGUCCACCUGGACCACCGGGUCCCUCUGGUCAACCAGGUGCAGCAGGUGAAACGGGUGAAAAAGGUGCAACCGGCGCCCUCGGUAACAGUAGUGCGGAUGCCGUCGUCGAUGGCGGCAACGAUGACCCCCCUCCUCUCAAUCCACCCAAACCGAAUCCGAACCCAGAUCAAUCGGGGAGCGGCCCCGGCGGCACCGGCGCGGGCGGUCUACCAGAUGGUGCUGGUGGUGGAGCAGGACGUGGAGGCGGGGGAGGAAGUGGAAGUUCCCCCAGUUCAACCACAAGCCGCGCUACUGCUUCUAAUGGAGACGAUAAGGAAAACAACGCUGCCGACAGUAAAAUGCAGGCUGAAAAUGUUGGAUUUGAAUUAGACCUUAAACCAUACAAAGGGGGCCUGGAUGGAUCAUAUGCACCACCAAGCCCAGAGGUUACAGCAUCUGAUAAACCAGUUACAAUUCCGGGGCGCUCGAAAGAUGAUGACGCUAUCUCCCCCAUCUUCACUGCAAAGGACAUCUUCCUUUCUUCCUCUGUUCUUAUCUUCGUUGCAUCCGUCACUUCCCUUAUCGUCCUCUAUUCCCUUUGGAAAAAAUAUUGCAGCAUCUACAACGCGGCGAGCCGCCACCAGAUUACGGAAGUGCUACACGAAUGUGAAGCGGCCGAAUGGGAAAACGUCAAAGACGACUAUUGGCAGAUUGUCGUGCAGGAGUUUGCGCCCGACUUGGAACAGGAAGAGGACACGAAUAACAAUAUCUUGGGUGUUUCUACCUCACACGCCGCUUUAGCAACCCACGAUUCGACAACCCGCGCUCCACCCACUGACUUCGACGGAACAGAUCCAUGUCCACCACAUGACCCCGAUCCAUGGAGUUGUAUGGAAACCAUACAGUCAGAAACGGACCCUUGUCCACCGAAUGCAGCGGACCCCGAUGCAUGUAGUUGUAUGGAAACUAUACAGUUAGAUGCACCACACAGUCGUGCCCCUACUGUUCCGGGGGACGCGACGUCGCAUUGCACCCAUUGGAUUAACUGGAUUGACCGCAACAAAGAUAUUCUGCGGGAGUGCACGGGGCACACGUGGUUUUUGCAAUUAAAAGCGGAUUGGCAACAAUACCUGCGCGAGCACAUGGUGGCAAACGAGCACAACGUAGUAUACGGGCACCGUGAACUCGGUGAUGCGGCAACCAUGGAACGGAAGAAAUUGGACCUGUGGAAAGAAUGGGUAGCGCAACAACAUGCGCUUAUGCAUAUAUAUGGUGCGGAGGAGUGGUUCCAACAUUUGUUGCAUACUGUUGCGCACGAGACCACAGAAGAGACGGGAUCCCAGAGGGAACAAACUUUUCACGCAAACAACAUCCCUACAGCACAGGAAGGAGCAACCGACGCAGCAGCACAAAAGCGGGCCCCUGAAAAUAUACCGUUGACGAAGGUAAAAGAACCAGAACAGCAGCACGACCACUAUCCGGAAUUGCGACAUACGGAGCACUUAACCGCUCACAAACUGUGGAUGCUCGUCCUAUCCUUACUUAUUGAGGAAUGUGACAUGGAGCAGAAUAUGAAGGAGACGGAGUUAUAUGUAGAUGACCUAUUGGAGCAACUGUGA
Molecule: messenger RNA, 3243 nt
Organism: Plasmodium fragile
Lineage: Eukaryota; Apicomplexa; Aconoidasida; Haemosporida; Plasmodiidae
Exons: 6
Coding region: 1-3243 (1080 amino acids)
Source: RefSeq, a predicted model, not a curated record